CUUUCCUCUUUCUUCUAGGGCUUUAGCGAACGGCUAUGGCGGGUGAUCCGAUGGAAAUCGACGGAUUCAAGCAACAGCAAGGGCAGGCGCUUUGCAAUCCCGAGCUUUUGAGCCUCUAUUACAGGCGGAUUUUCCCUUUCGCUGAGAUGUACAAGUGGCUGUCGUAUGGCAAUGAUGGAAAGCAUCCUUCUUGCGAUUCUUCGUUUUUUGGGCGGAGAGAGUUCUCUUUCACUCUGGAGAACGACAUUUAUUUGCGGUACAUGUCUUUCCGCGAUGCGUCGGAAUUUGAAGCUACUGUGUGUGAAAAGCGUCCUCAAAAAAUUGAUAUUGGAGCGGUUUACAGUGUGGAUCCUGCCAAGCGCUUAGCGUAUGCCAGCGUUUCCAAUGAUAGAGUUUUUGCUCCCGUCGAGAAGGAAUUGGUAUUUGAUGUUGACAUGACAGACUACGACGACAUUCGAAACUGUUGUUCUGGAGCCGACAUUUGUUUGAAGUGCUGGCCGCUCAUGACAAUAGCUAUCAAAGUUGUUGAUUCGACUUUGCGAGAGGACUUCGGGUUUGAUCACAUCCUAUGGGUAUAUAGUGGACGACGAGGAGUACACUGCUGGGUGUGUGACGCACGAGCUCGUAAGCUGACUAAUGAGCAAAGAGCGUCCAUUGCUGACUACUUUCGAGUUUAUAAGGGUAACGAGAAUAACAACAGGAAGGUGUCCUUGCCUACACAUCUUCAUCCAUUUCUAGCGAGAACUUAUUCACAGUUUUUGAGUCGCUAUUUUGACGAAGAAAUCCUGAUAAAGCAGAGUUUGCUGCAUCCUCAAGAGAAUGCUGACAAGGUUCUGAAGCUGGUCUCUGGUCAAGGUAUGUCAAUGCAAUAUAUGUCUAGCGCUUAUUCCGAGCUUCCAGUUCAAUUGGAGGAGAAAAAGCGUAAUAAUAGAUUGCUCCCUGACGAGAUAAAUAGACAGCGCUGGGCAGAUUUACAGAGGAAGCUCAUGCAGAAGCGAGGUAUUCAAGUAGAGCUUGUAUUUACUUAUACGUACCCAAGACUGGACCUGGAGGUAACUAAGAAAAUGAAUCAUCUGCUAAAGGCGCCUUUCUGCAUCCAUCCAAAGACUGGACGCGUCUGCGUGCCUAUCGAUCCUGAAGACUGCGACAAUUUUGAUCCAACGACUGUCCCGACAUUGCCAGAGCUGUUCAAUGAUCUAAACAACGGCGAUGCGCGUCCAGUAUCCAAAGAUUGGGAACGCACGUCCCUUGCCAAGUCAAUUCGCUUCUUCAAGUCGUCCUUUCUCGAGCCUCUUCUCAAGGAAUGCAGAUGUCAGCUGGAAGCAAGCCAUCACAAGAAGCUGCAAGAAAUGUCGGCAAGACCAAACUUUACCUGGUAGCUUUUAAAUGAAAGCAAUGUAACCUUUCAUUCAUGGUUGUUCAUCAAUGUGUGUUUUGGAUUUAACGUUGUGAUA
Molecule: messenger RNA, 1454 nt
Organism: Selaginella moellendorffii
Lineage: Eukaryota; Viridiplantae; Streptophyta; Lycopodiopsida; Selaginellales; Selaginellaceae
Product: DNA primase small subunit
Exons: 14
Coding region: 36-1379 (447 amino acids)
Biological process (GO): DNA replication, synthesis of primer
Cellular component (GO): alpha DNA polymerase:primase complex
Source: RefSeq, a predicted model, not a curated record